Ostertagia ostertagi is the source of this 228-nucleotide messenger RNA. The record is from the annotation of a GenBank genome assembly. Lineage: Eukaryota; Metazoa; Nematoda; Chromadorea; Rhabditida; Trichostrongylidae.
AUGAUAUUCGCCUGCCCGGGAGUUCAUCGCGAAGUCGACAUGGCAAUUCUUUUACACUGUGACGCACUUGUCCUCUCUACUGGCACUUUCUCUUGGUGGAGUGGAUUUCUCAACACCAAGUCCGAAAAGACUAUUUACUAUGAUGGCUGGCCACAAGACGGAUCGGAUCUCAUGUUGAUGGUCAACAAAACCGAGCUUUACCCGAGCUCAUGGAUUCCACUUUUAUAA